GAGGCGUAAGGGUGCGGCCAAGGUCGUUGGUGGAGUGCAGCCACUCGAUGCCACACAACAACAACAACAACAGACAACCAUGCAGCCCAAUCAACAACAACAACAGCUCGAACAACACAACAACCACAACGCACACACGAGCGACCCGAGUCGCCACUGCGCCCGCUGCACCACCGAACUGGGUCGCAUCACCAACCGAGGUGCCCCCUGUCGCGUCUGCAAACUGCGCGUGUGCAAAGCCUGUCGCGAAUUCACAUCGCGCACCACGGACUGGGUGUGCGUUGUGUGCCACAAGCAAAUGGAGAUACAAUCGGCCAGCGGCGAGUGGCUGAAGGACGCCUAUGCCCUUGGCUCGUGCAGUGCCGUCGACCAUCUGACCACCAGCGACGUCCUGAGGAAGAGCAUCCGACGUUCUUGGACCAUAUCGAAUCCCGAGGACGAUCCGAACAACCCCAACUCGCAGCAGCCGGUGGCAGACAACCUCUACCCGCAGCAACAGCAUCUGAUUGAGGCCCAGUCGGCGGGCAGCUACCCCACCCUGCACCAGCACCACCAGCAGCACCACCUGCCCCCCCAGCCGCGGCCCACUACGCACGGCCUUGGCUACGGCAGUGGCACUGCCACGCCCACCACCAGCAGCAAGUGGCAGCUGGGCCGCCGGGUCCUGCGUCAGUCGACCCUCCCGAGCAGCCUGAACAACGACCCAACAAUCAGCGGCAGCGGUGGCAACCUGGCCAACUACAAUUCCGUUAACCUAACGGCGCCCACAUCGCCGCAUCAGCUGCAGAAGAGUCCGCUCUACCCGAGCGCCUACAACAGCGACGACGUCAUCCACAUGAACACCAUGCCCGGAAUGGGAAUGGGCGUGGGUGUUACAGUGGGUGACUGCGACAACUACGCACAGCAGCAGCAGCAGCAGCAACAACCCCAACUGGAGGUCACGCCCACACAUCAUCGGCUGCAGGUGCGCCGCCAAUCCACGCUGCCAGCUCAGCCCACUCCGGCCAUAUACAUGUCCACCUCCCCGAACCGGCUGUACAGUCGCUCCCCGGAAAGAUCGCCGGGGGAGCAGCAGCGCUAUCCGCCCUUCAUGCGGCAGACCUCGUUCCCCGAGCCGCCGAGCAGCAACUAUCAUCGCACCAAGCUGCUGCCCAGCACAGGAGCUCCAACCGCGACGGUGGUGGCUCCACCACCGCCUUUAAACUACGAAUCCCAGGCAUCCAGUUUGGCCAGCGAUGAGCAGGACGUAGGUCCCAUGCCCAAGCCGAGGAUGACGCGGCAGGCCACAUUGCCUAAUCCCGAGCAGCAUGUCAAGCUGUUGCCCACAUCGCCGCCAAAGCGACAAACUUCCCCGCAGUUUCGACGUUCGCCGGAGUUUCUGCAGCGCCAGCAGACUCUGCCCAAUCCGGAGGCCUUCAGCAGUGGCAACACACUCACCGUGCACUCCACGCCACCGGCCAAAUUUAUGCCCAUCUCGCCGAGGGCCAAGCAGAAUUUCCUCUUCCCGAGUGUUCCGAAUCCCCGGCAAUUUCUCUCGCAGCCUCAUGUGCCCGCCGUUGGAGGAACAGAUCUGGGCAGCGGAGGCAGUGUGGCCAGCACCAGUGGUCCAGGUGGCGGUGAGCAGUACUCGAGUAGCCAGAGUGUGAAUAUCCAUCACUCGAGGGAUCCGCAUGCCAAGAUGAUUAAGGUGCGCAGCCACAGCAACGAGGAGUACUCGAACACCAAGGGACAUCCGGAGAACAGGAGGCUGCUGCCGGAGAUUCCGACGGCUGUUCAACGACCAGGAGGUCGAUCGCCCAGUCGUCUGGUGCGUCAAGAUUGCCUCAAGGAGGAGCGAACCUUCGGGGAGGCCAAGCAGCAGUUCCAUCAGUUUCCCGAUGUCACCGAGGAGCUGGACAAUCGUCCGGAGUACGUGGAUUACUUUGGCGACAGUGCCUCCAGUUUCCUGGAGUCCGACGAGGUGCAGUACGAGCGAAACUACAACGCUGGAUUCAGCAGUGAGCCGCGCAUUAUCUACAACAAUGGAUCGGAUGAUGGUAGCUACCAGAAUUCCUCCCAGAGACCCAUUUACAGUGCCGAGAAUGUCCUGGCCGAUUCGGGAUACGGGGGAGGUGCCGGCGUGGGCCUGGGAGCCAGUGCUUCUGGGUCAGGUGGUGUGCCCAGCUAUUAUCCCGAUAUGGGCACUCCGCAGGGCUUCUACGGAGGAGCCGCUCUGCCUCGAACUCCACUGAUGCACAAUCGCCUCCGACGCAGGCAGUCCAGGGAGCUGCAGAUGCAGCAGGAGGAACUGGCCCAACUGUCGCAGGUCUCGGAUGCGAGUGGCAAGGGUUCGGGCAACGAAGGAGCCUCCAGCAGUGGAGGUGCCUCCGACAGCCAUGCCGCCGAGAGAAGGAAGCCCGAGCAGAUGCGCUCCGUUUCAGAGGACUCUGGAGCUAAGACCACACCCAAGCCGGUCACACGACGAUCCUUUUCGCAUCCCGAAAAGGACACGCAGCCAACGAAGAAAACGGAGAUUUCAAAGAUACCCAGCCCACGACCUUUGGCUGAUAUCUUAGACAAAACGCGCGGCAACUCCAAGAUUCCGCAGGCAAGGCGACGCAACAGCCGCACGGGAAUCGGCGAGGCCGAGGAGGGUAGCACGCCCCAGCACAUUUACUCCUUCCAUCAACAGCUUAUGCAUAGAAACUCUGAUUUAGCCAUGCGCCUGAAAAAAACAGAAAUUCCUGUCGCCUCAGUAGCCUCAGCCAGCCAGGAGGAGAGUCAGAAUCAGAGCCAGAAUCCCCAGGGGGAUUCCUCUGGAGCGGAGCAGCCGGUCAACGGCAAGUCCGUCGAGUCCUCGGCCAACAAGGAGCAACAAGGCGACCCAAACAGCUCGGCGGAUGCCACCCACACCAGCACUUUGGGCGAACAGGAGUUGCAAAAUGCAGUGGAGGCCGCGGCGGUGGUCUUCAAGAAGGUCGUGCUGCAGCGUCGCAAGGAGAAGGAGAAGGCCGCCGAAGAAGGCGCAGUGCAGCAGCAGCAGCUGUCCGUGGUUUCCGGUGAUAUCGGCGGAUUAGGAGGGGGCGAUGCCAUGGAAACGUCAUCGUCAUCGGAGCUAGACUUCAGGUGUUCCACUCAGCAUGGACGCCAGCAGCAGCAGUCGCAGUAUAGCGUUGAAGCGGACGAGUUCAAGCUCGUCUUCCUCAACUCGGAUUCAUCGUCGUCCUGUCACGGAGAAGAGGAGGAGGAUGAGAAUGACACGGAUUCAUCCUGUUCCACGCACCACUGUCACAGCAUUGUGAGCAAUGUGGAGGACUGCGACUGGGAUUACUUUGAGCCCUCCAUGAUCUCCACGACCACGACGACGACGACCACCAUGAUUGCCUAUAGCACGGCCAGCCGAGCCACGCCCACUCCACCGCCGCGUGUGAGGCGUCAGUCCAGCGAUAGUGACUCCCCCUUGGUGCAAAGACGUCCUCCGCCAGUGAGGAGCAGCUACUGCCCGAGGAUCAGGGAGAGUGACACGGGCACCGACGAGGAGUUUGUCCUGAACACCGAGAGCAGUUCGCAGACCAGCUCCGAUCAAACCCCACCACCGGUGCCACCGCCGCCACAUCCACUCAGCAUGAAGACCCGGAUCAAGACGCGUUUCCUGAAGAAUCACCACCACCACAGUCACCACAACCGAUGCAGCUGCAAUCCCGGCCAGCAGCAGCAGCAGCCGCAGCAACCGCAAUAUGUGCCCAUACCCGUACCGGUGCCCAUUCCAGUGCCCAUGGCCAACUAUCCCAAUUGGCCGGAUAUGCCGCCGACCACCGGUAAUCCCCUCCUGGAACAGGACGAGCAGCAGCUGGCCGCCAGUUUGCAGCAACUUUGGAAGGCGGCCGGUCAGCAGCAGCAAUUUGCCGCCAUAGUUGCAGCCUACUCGCAGCAAUUUGCGGCGGCCAGCAGCAACAUGUUCGAUGCAACGCCGCCGGUGACCAGCAAGAGUUACCAACAACUGCCCACGACGCCGCCACCGAUGCCGCAGCGCCUGCGCGGACUGGGAUUGGGCGGCUUCAAGUCCUCGGCUCCGGAGCUGAGUGCCUCGCUGGGAUCACUGAUGACGCAGUCCCUCUGCUCGACCAUAUCCUCCUCCUCGUCCUCGACCAGCACCUCGGGCUAUGGGACGGCGGGACGGAGUCUGGAGACGCUGGCCAGUCCAAUGCGAGCUGCCAACUCGAUGCAGCAGCAAUACAAAGAGCAAUACCAACAACAGCAGCAACAAAUGGCCAGCAAUGCUUUCAAGCCAAAGCCAACAAGUUUAGUAGCGUCGCGUUCGCCGACGGGUGAGCAACCAGAAACGAGCAACGCGCGUCGCGGCAGCAGCAACAGCAACAGCGAGAGCGACGACAGCAACACCAAGAGCAGCAGCAGCAGCAACAAGAGCAACGGCAACAACAACGCAACGCCCACAACGGGUAGAUUGUGUAAUGUUUAUGAUAAAACCGGCACAUUGCCAGUGCCCAUCGCUCAGGCACAUGUUGCCAGUGUAGAUAAGAGCUUGGCGGCAGCAGCAGCAGCAGCAAUAUCAACAGAAAUAGCAGCAACAACAGCAACUACAGCGACAUCCACAAAGGGAAUCGCUCUGAGAGUGGCCAGCAAAUACCAGAGCCGAAAUCUAUGCGAAACCCAGCCAGCGGCAACAACACAAACCUACCUGGCCAGUAAAAACAGCCACGAAGAAGUGGAAGCAGCAGACGAAACGAAUAUACAUAAAAAUCAAGUACCAACAGCAGCAGCACAGGCAGCAGCAACAACAGCAACACAAACACAAACAGCAACUAGAGCUGCGGCUCCUGCGGUAAUAACUCGUUUCGGUGGACUUGCAGUCGAAAAUGCUGUUGGAAAUGUUGGAAAUGCUGAAAGUGCCAGUCUCAGCCCAAAACUUAAGCCAAAACCCAGAGCCCAGCACCCAGAGCACAUAGAUCAGCGGACGACAGCGAAGGAGAGUGCCAAGAAUUUGUCCUCCAAUCGACUUAUAGAGAACAUCAACAAGAUGUCCGAUGAGGCAUCACCAUCGGCAUCGGCAACUGCCCAUCUGCAGAGCGAGAGCUUUGCGGCCAGCAGUCCAGAUGAGGCGAGCAGUAGUAGUAGCCAGGAGGAGGAGGGGGAUCAAGAAGAGCAUAAGGAGGAGGAGCAGCUGAAGCAACGUAAACCCACCCAGAGAAGCUACAAUGUGGCCGGGAUGAUGGAGGAGCAGCAGCCAGAAGCAGAGGUUAUUCCACAACGCCACCACAGCACCACCAGCGAUUCCAGCUCCUCCAGCAGCAGCUCCAACUCCAGUUCCAGCUCCGAAUCCUGCGAUUCGGAUGAUACGGGCACCGUGCGCGAUCGCAGGCCCAAGAGAAGGAGGUUCAACAAGGUGUUUAUCGUUAAUAGACAGCCAGGUGCGCGGGUGAGACGCAGUUCCUCCACCGAGGGCGAUUCCCUGUCCUCCUCGGAGGCCAAUUUAGAGGACUCAUCCGACAAUGAUACCGACACCGAGCGCACGGAUUGUGGGAUUGUAUUGAACUAUGUGAAACCGCUCGAGGAGGAGGAGGAGCCCAAGGAGGAGGAGGGGGCGGCGCCAGCAGCUGCACGUGAUUGCCAAUCGAGUGACGAAGACGCAAACGAAGAUGAUGAAAGUGAACGCCGCGUUGCCAACUCAAGCGAUGAGCUGGCCAACUGCAUUGUGGUGGUGGGCGGGCAGACGGACGACGGAGCCGCCGGCGUGGUGCUGCAUCACAUGCGAUCGCUGCCAGACGACGGCGACGCAGGCGAAUCAGAGCAGCGCCACUCGAUGGAAGCUAGCGAUGCCCUGGCCGCCUGCCAGGAGCUGCACAGCAUCGCGAACGAUGUCAAUCGGAUGCUGGGGCUGCACAAGCAGAACUCCCAGCUGGAGAUGAAGCUCCAGCGGCUGCGACAGGGAGUGGCGGAAAUCAAUGAGAAUCUGCAGCUGUCUAAGGGUGACACUAGUGCGGCUGCCACCCACUCAGGUAGUGGGUGGUUGGAAGGUGGGAAACCCGACGAGUGCAGCCCUGCUUCUCGGAAAAGCCCCUCUAAUGAGGGACCGCCGUCGCCUCUCACCUGCUGUUCAAAGCAGGUAGAAGCAAACAGUGAACUGGUGGAUGAGCAGCGGCAGCAGCAGAGGAGCGGCAGAACAGCUGAGCAAACUCAGCGGCAGCAGAGGGUCGGCACAUGCAGCCAAGCAUGCAAAAUAAACGAAAACAGUGGUGACUACUCGCUGGAUUCACUCUCGGCAACUUCAGCGAGUUUCUGUUUGGCACCUGAGCAGGUAGAAGAGAGCCCGAACUCUCAUUUGGAUUUUCUACCUGUAAGCGACGCUCGCGAGCAAUAUCGCUUCGAUUCGAAAUCGGAGUCGCCGGAGUCGCCAGUCGAAAAUGAAAUGUUAAACGUUGCGGUUGCUCCACGCUCGUCGCUCUACGGCGGCAACAACAACAACGGCAACAACGAUAAUAGCAACAACGAACACACUAAUAACAACAACAGCGAACUUGGCCAUAAUAAUAAUGACGCUUUCGCAGCACAAAAGACGAGAAAUAGCGGCUCGAGUGUUGUUUUCAGUGACGUAGUGAGUGUGAAUUCGAAUGUGCUUGUGAGUGGUGAAAACGAGUGUGACUACGACAAAAUAUUUGGUAGCCAUCAGCAAAGUACUGCAAGUGCAACAGCAGCAGCAACACCUGAGACACCUGCAACAUCGCCCAGCGAACUGGCUUCGCCCAAAAAUUCACUUUCAGCCAAGUAUCGCAGUUUGGUCAUGAUCACCAAAGACAAUGAAAGUGCAGCUGGCAGCGAUUACGAAAUGGCAAGCAGCAGCAGCAGCAACAGCAACAGCAGCAACAUACACGACAGCAGCAACAAAGGCCCGUCCAGCAGCAACACUUUUGGCCAGAACUUUGCGGGUGACUCACUUCGCGCCAUGGAACUCGUGAGCAGCGAUCGCGAAUCGUACAGCGUGGACUCGCUAAACGAACCACCGACUCCACCGCCCGCUGUGCCGGAACUUAGUGUGGAGGACGGACUGGCGGACGACGAUUCCUGGGUGGAGGAGCUGAGUCAGCGGGGUGAGGAUGAUGACGAGGAUCUCAGCCAGGCCACUACCACACCCACGGCCACCGAUUCCGAAGAUGCGGAGGGAGAGAGCGAAGGAGGAGGAAACCGACGACAUGGCUACCUUGAUCGCGAGGAGGAGCUGAGGGGCUACAACAGAUCCGCCAUCGACUUCACCCUGCACACCAUUGUCGAGGAGAGCUGCGAGGAGAGCGAGGUGGCCUCCAUGCGGGCGGACAACGAGGAUGCCGAGCUGGAGGAUGAGGAUCUGGCGGAGCGCAGGAGGCAGCGCACCCUGCAGCACCACCACCGACUGAGUGCCUCCGAACUGGAGAAGUACUUCUUCUUUGGCCUGGGCGACGGGCGGGUAAUGAGUUCCAUUGACACGCGUGGCGAUGACACCGCUUCCGAGGUGAGUUCCGAGUGCUCCGAGAGUCUGGACUCGCUGCCCCACGAGGAUCAGCUGCUGGACACCAGUGGAGCCUCCGAUUUGGCCUCUUCACGGCUGGAAAAGUACUUCCUCUCUGGAUUUAUGGGCUUCAGUGGCGGAGAAAAGCAGGCGGAGAGCGAUGAGAGUGGCGGCAGUGUGGGCAGCGACAGCGAGGGUCAUCCGAGUCCCAGUCAGCGGAGGAAGCGACUGGUGAGGGCCAGGGGAACCCCCAGAAGUCACAACUCCUCGUUGGAUAAUCUCCUGCUGCCAGAAACAGACACCCUCGAUUCGACGGUCACAACUUCUGCCGCUGCUGCUUCUGCCACCGUGGAGGACACCUCCGAAUCGGAGGCAGGCUGUGACGACACUGUGAUCCAUCUGGCCAACGCUGGAGCCUCGGAUGGCUCCUCCUCGGACACCAUCAAGCGCAAGAAGCAACUGCGCAAGCGUCACGAUUCCCUAGACGAAAAGAAACUGCACGAUCUGGAGCCCUCGGAGUGCAGGACACCCACUCCCGGUGGAGGUGGCAACCAAGUGCAGUUGCAAUCCCAGGCCAAGAAGCAACAGCAGCAGCAUCACCACAGCAGGGAUAGUGGCUUUGUGGGCAGCAACGAUGAUCUGCUGAAGGCGGCACCGGACUGCGAGCCUCCCAAGAGUCCAACACCUGCGCUGGAGCAGAUUAGCGAGGAUCGGGAGCCGGCCCAUCACAGUCAGAUCAGCCUGGCCAAGAUGGACAGCAUUCCCAGCACUUCGGCAGCCGCUGGAGUUGCGCCUCUAACCAGCCAACUGAGGAAUCUGGCCGCCUUGCCCAAUCUGGUGCGAAAGGAUAGCUUCAACAACUGGAGUUCCGACGAGGAGACCAACCUGAUGAUGAGCAAGAUGCGGCAGUUCUUCAAGACGCUCAUUGUGGCCACCGCCAAUGCGCAGCAGAGUAAGCCCACCACUCCCAAUCAGGCGCAGGGUCAGGUUCAGAGUACCACUCCCAGUUCCCAGCGCAGAUUGGCCAAAUCCCGGCCAGCUCAGUUGGCCUAUUUCGAGAACGAACUGACGCGACUGAUGAAAACCGUGCCGGGCAUCAAUGACGAGCAGGUGCGCGAAAUAGUGGAGUACCUGAGCAGCGAGGACACCUGGUCCGAUUCCUACGACUCCUCGGACUACACCAGUUCCGAUCUGGAGGGUGGCGAGCGGAAGGGCCAGCUGAAGGCCCAGAUCUCAGCCAGCUGCCAGCAGAUCAUCAACAAGUUCGAGAUCGACGAGGAGGGCGAUCGCGGUGAUGGCGGACUCCUCGACGAGAGUCAGAGCGUGCCCAUGGAGGCUCUGGUGUACCAGAAACUGGUGGCUUCCUUCAGCAAGGUGGCAGCGGGUGGAACGGAACCGGAAAUAGAAGCUGCCCAGGAAGUGGAGGAAAAGGAACCCACGACAGAAAGAUCUCCCCAGCUGUUUGCCAAGGUGAUGCAGCACAUCGGCACUAGACUAGUGGCCCUGAUGCACGAGGUGAGCAGUGGCAACGAGACGCCCACACCAUCGCCGCAGGGCCAGCGGCACCAUCGAAGACUGCAGGCCAAGAUCUCGGCCACCACGACGGAGGACGAGGAGGAUGAGGUGGAGGAGCAGCUAAGGGCCAUGCCCAUUAAGCAGCUCAAGCUGCGCAGCAGAUCCCAUGAUCUCCUGCUAGAUGGCACCAGUCCUCACUCAUCGCAUCACCUGCAUCUCCACCAGGCCACCGUUCAUCAUCCGGGCAGCGGUGGAGGAGCAGCUGGAGCAGGAGGAUCCGCACCCGGACACUCGGACAACGCCGGGGAGGAAUGCGGCGUGGCCAGCGACUACGAGCGGUUCUCGUGGCGCGGCAGUUUUGAGUCGGCAUUACUGGCUAAUGGCGACAGCAGAACGAGGCUCAGCCAGCUGAGCCAACUGGACAGGGAUAACUCGUCGUCUGCGUCCGCUUUGGCUGUGGCAAAGCGCCGAUCGGCAGGCGACCUUCUCUUCAGCCAGCACCAGCAGAGUCUCAGCCGCGAGCAGUUGGACCGCGUGCGUUCCUGCGGCAGCAUCGGAGGCGGCGAUGCCCACCACCACCAGCUGGAAUCCUCGCCGGCCAAGCCGUGGCUCUCGUCGGCGGGCUCCUCGAUUGGCGGUGACUCCACGAAGGAUGUGCGGCGAUCCAGUGUGCCGGAUGCCAUCUACGAGACGGAUUCCAGCGAUGAGGCUGCCUCGAAUCAGUUUGGCGGAGCAAGAUCAACUCUGCCGAGAAGCCUAAACUCCGGUGGUCCUGUGGUGGCCAGCACGAACUCGCUGCCCAGGCUGCCCACCACCGGAGUGGGUGCCCCAAUGACCAGCACCCCGAAGACAAAGUCACAAAGUGCCCUCAACCACACACCCUCCAAUCUGUCCACCGUUUCGGCCACCGGCAGUGCCAAGAGUGCGCGGUACCGCUCGCCAGGAUUGGCGGCUCGCGCGGCGGCUGUCAGUGGAGCGGCAGGAACGGCUGCGGGUGGCUCUGCCGCCGCUGGUGGAGUGGGAGGGAAUAGUGGUUCCACGGGCAAAAAACUAGGCGCGGGCUUCCAGUUCCUCUACUCCAAACGCGAUGCGCGCAAACGUCUCAACAUGUCAGCGGAGGAGGCCAAAGUGGCCGCCGAGGAGCUGACUCGAUCGCCGGUGAUUGGCCAACGGCAGGCAGAUGGCACCGGCAGUCCCAUUCAGUCGCGUGCCUCCAGCGAAACGUGGCCCACCCAGUCGGAUGAGGACAUCGAUCGACUGGUGGCCAUGCACCAGAACCGCAGCAGUCUCAGCUCGCUGGGGGUUCGCUCGGAGUCCAUGGCCAGCGUUUAUUCGGGCGCCGGUGAAGGUCGCUAUGGCACUGUGGUGGUCAAGGGCCAAGUGGAGUUUGCCAUGCAGUACAACUACAAGCUGAGUGCCCUGGAAGUUCAUGUGGUGCGCUGCAAGGACUUGGCAGCCGUCGAUGCCAAACGCAAUCGCAGCGAUCCCUAUGUGAAGGUAUACCUACUGCCCGACAAGUCGAAGGCCGGCAAGCGCAAAACCAAAGUCAAGAAGCACACGCUGAAUCCCAUCUUCGACGAGACAAUGCGUUUCCACACACCCAUUUCCAGUCUGGAGUCGCGUACUCUGUGGCUGACGGUCUGGCACUCGGAUAUGUUUGGGCGGAACGACUUCCUGGGCGAAGUCAGUGUCAAUUUGCAGGGCCGUCUCUUUGACAAUCCCCAGUCGCAGUGGUACCUCCUUCAAGAGCGCAGCGAACCCUUCGACGAGGUGGCCACCUACAGGGGCGACAUUGUCGUGGGGCUAAAGUACAUUCCCCCAGAGAACAUUAAAUCCUCGUUCUUCUCGCGCGGCUCUUCAAUCACAGGCAGCUCCUCGAAUCUGCGCAAAUUUGGAGGCAGCAUCAAGUCGGUGGCCUCCAAAUCGGACCGGACUUCGAAGGGCGGCCAGCUGCAUGUGCUGGUCAAGGAGGCCAAGCACCUGAGUCCCAUUAAGGCCAACGGCACCUGCGACGCCUUCUGCAAAAGUUAUUUACUACCCGAUCGCACGCGGAGCUCCAAGCAAAAGACGCCUGUGGUGAAGCGCACUUUGCAUCCCAGCUGGAACUAUACCUUUGUGUACGAGGAUGUCUCCCUAGAGGAAUUGUCGGAACGCGCUUUGGAGCUAACCGUCUGGGAUCACGAUCGUCUGGCCAGCAAUGAGUUUGUUGGCGGCAUACGAUUCUCCUUGGGAACCGGUCGCAGCUAUGGCCGUCAGGUGGAAUGGAUGGAUGCCACCGGCAAGGAGCUCUCCCUGUGGCAGAACAUGCUGGAUCGGCCGAACUUCUGGGUUGAGGGCAGCUUGGUGCUGCGUUCCAGUUUGGAUGGCAUUCGAGCCAAUUUGCCAUAGGCCAAGAUUCGAGAAUAGUAACUUAUUGUUUAGAACCGAGACAAACCACAAAAUUGCAGUUAGCAUUGCCAAUGGCACGCUGCAUUGUAUUGUAUUGUAUUAAUUAUGCGAUAAUUAUCAAUUAACGAUCACGUCGACUCUGAGAAGCAUUACUAGCGGUAUAAGGAAAAAACGAUUGUAACAUUCACAAAAGUUAGUGUUAAGAGUGUGGAAUGAUGAUUUCUGAAUACUCGAAUACGUCGGAAUGUGACGAUGACGCUGCAAGUACCGCAGAUACGCAAAAAAAAACAAAACAAAAAAGUAAUCAAGGCAAACAUGAGAAACUAAGCAAAAACUCUUAUCAAGUUUAUGGCACUAAUUGUAAGCGCAAUUCUCAGCUAUUCGAUGCAGAUAAAAACAAAAACUGUAAAGCAAAACGAUGAGGCCCCAAGGUCGGGCUGCCUAGAUAUUAAGGCAAUUUGUAUGUGUGUGUUUUUUUUCACCCUCUCUCCCCUCUGAGAGGCAUUCGCAAUUGGCAUACUAUAUGCGCUAAACUACGAUAAAACUACAAAUAAACGUACAGUUAAACCCUAGUUAAAUCGAGGCAUAAGCUUACUAUGUAUAACUACCCAUAAUAUCCGAAAAAUACAAAUAGCAUUUUUGUAAAUUCAA
This is a messenger RNA of Drosophila takahashii, 12034 nucleotides long. RefSeq names its product synaptotagmin-like protein 4. Gene Ontology annotation, molecular function: neurexin family protein binding. Gene Ontology annotation, cellular component: exocytic vesicle; plasma membrane. NCBI's taxonomy places the organism in Eukaryota, Metazoa, Arthropoda, Insecta, Diptera, Drosophilidae. The record is from RefSeq and is a predicted model, not a curated record. Gene Ontology annotation, biological process: exocytosis.